AUGGCACCUAAGGAGAAGAAGACUAAAGAGCAGAUCGCGGCGGCCGCCGCGGCUGGCAGCCGAAAGAACAAGAAGCUCGGGAUGACUUUCAAUGAUAGGUCCGACCUUCCUCUGCUUCGCACGCGCGGGGCGGGGAGGCGUUUGAGGACACUCUUUGCUGACAAUCCGACGCUGACGACGCUCUCUAAGUGGUCCAAGGGCAAGAGCAAGGACAAGUUGAACCACUCUGUUCUCUUCGACAAGGCGACCUACGACAAGCUGCUCGCCGAUAUUCCCAAGGCUCGUCUGAUCACCCCGUACACGGUCUGCGAAAGACUGAAGGUGAACGCCUCGCUCGCUCGCCAGGCCAUCCGCUUCCUCAAGGAGCAAGGCCUCAUCAAGAUCGUUGGCGAACACCACCACACCCAGUACAUCUACACCCGAAACACCAGUGCCUAA
Messenger RNA from Neospora caninum, 438 nucleotides. RefSeq lists its product as hypothetical. Lineage: Eukaryota; Apicomplexa; Conoidasida; Eucoccidiorida; Sarcocystidae. The record is from RefSeq and is a predicted model, not a curated record. Gene Ontology annotation, cellular component: cytosolic small ribosomal subunit. Gene Ontology annotation, molecular function: structural constituent of ribosome. The transcript is spliced from 3 exons. The coding region runs from base 1 to 438 and encodes 145 amino acids.